AUGAGUCUCGGUGUGCUUGCAGAGAUACUUGACCCAAAAGAAGUAAUUCAGGAAGCUUACAGCCCCAAGCAUUUGACCCAAAGAAAGAACAAUCAGUUUAUGGACCUAUGGGAUUCAUCCAAUCCAAACGGCUGGUACUCUGUCAUGCAUGGUGCGUUUGUAUUCCGAAAUGUAACUCGCAAUUUUCAUGAACUUAUAUUGCAAAUCAUACGAAAUCUCAAAGAUUUUGUCAUAUUUCUCGCAUUGAACAAGUCCGCUGAUCAUGUCCAUGCCAUUGGACAGGAGAUAUUUAUGUGGAGCGUGGCAUGUUUCGUUUUAGCCCAACGGAAUGGGGCUGGGCUGGAGAUUGGAGAAGUGAAAGUCAAAAGGCAGUGUAGUGUUGUGUCACUAGUGACAAUAGAGACACAGGCUGUGAUGCCCAAUGGUAUCGGGCUGGGAUGGUUUCCGUUUUGCCUUGGCUUAGGGUUUGAGCAAGGGAUCUUCACAUUUGGGAUGGGCGGGACGGGCUGGGUAGAUCAUGGGAGAUAA
This is a messenger RNA of Prunus armeniaca (apricot), 528 nucleotides long. NCBI's taxonomy places the organism in Eukaryota, Viridiplantae, Streptophyta, Magnoliopsida, Rosales, Rosaceae. The record is from the annotation of a GenBank genome assembly.